Ctenocephalides felis (cat flea) is the source of this 1515-nucleotide messenger RNA. RefSeq names its product pyruvate kinase-like. Gene Ontology annotation, biological process: glycolytic process. The transcript has 12 exons. Lineage: Eukaryota; Metazoa; Arthropoda; Insecta; Siphonaptera; Pulicidae. The record is from RefSeq and is a predicted model, not a curated record. The coding region runs from base 1 to 1515 and encodes 504 amino acids. Gene Ontology annotation, cellular component: cytoplasm. Gene Ontology annotation, molecular function: potassium ion binding; magnesium ion binding; pyruvate kinase activity.
AUGGAGAAAUGGGCAGAUCAGGAGUAUAUUUUGCCUUGGGACGUUGCAGUAGAUGCUAUUAGAAAGUCUCAAAUAAAAUCUACAAAUGCCCAAUCUCAUAUUGAGCAUAUGAGUAAUAUGAAAUAUGACUGCGAUCUUAAAAAUAGUAGAAUUACUCAAAUCAUGUGCACUAUUGGUCCCAACUCUGAAAUGCCGCAACAAAUUGAAACCAUGUUAGAGCUUGGAAUGACAAUAGCUAGGAUUAAUAUGGUGCACGGCGAUUUAGAGCACCACAGACAACACAUGAACGCAGUUCCAAUUGAGGAGGGUAGCUCGGUGCGCAUUACCUGCGACCCUGCAUUUUAUGCCAGUUGCGGCAGUGACUUGAUUUAUUUAAGUUGUGAACAUUUGCGAGAAACAGUUAAACCUGGCAAUCGAAUCGUGAUUGAUAAUGGCGAAAUUAUUCUACGAGUUUUGGAUAUAGUCUUUCUAAAUUUCAAAAUGGAGAAAUGGGCAGAUCAGGAGUAUAUUUUGCCUUGGGACGUUGCAGUAGAUGCUAUUAGAAAGUCUCAAAUAAAAUCUACAAAUGCCCAAUCUCAUAUUGAGCAUAUGAGUAAUAUGAAAUAUGACUGCGAUCUUAAAAAUAGUAGAAUUACUCAAAUCAUGUGCACUAUUGGUCCCAACUCUGAAAUGCCGCAACAAAUUGAAACCAUGUUAGAGCUUGGAAUGACAAUAGCUAGGAUUAAUAUGGUGCACGGCGAUUUAGAGCACCACAGACAAGAAUUAAAUUCACUAAGGAUGUCUAACAACAAUUACAGUACGCGGCAAGGGAUGCUCAUGACUCUGGGAAUCGCAAUAGAACCACGUGGCUCGGAAGUCAGAACGGGUCAACUUGCAAAUCACAUGAACGCAGUUCCAAUUGAGGAGGGUAGCUCGGUGCGCAUUACCUGCGACCCUGCAUUUUAUGCCAGUUGCGGCAGUGACUUGAUUUAUUUAAGUUGUGAACAUUUGCGAGAAACAGUUAAACCUGGCAAUCGAAUCGUGAUUGAUAAUGGCGAAAUUAUUCUACGAGUUUUGGAUAUAGGCCCUACUGAUAUGACAUGCAAAGUUCUAUCCGGUGGUAAUUUAGGAAACGAUCGCAAGGUCACUUUGCCAGAAGUUCCAAUUGAAACAACUACAUUGUCCAACCAAACAAAGCUUGAUCUACUCUUUGCGGUCAAAUAUGAAGUGGAUUUCGUAAUAGUAAAGCGCGUAAGAUUUGCAGAUCAGAUAAAACAGUAUAGAGCUGAGCUGGGAGAAGAAGGUCAGUACAUCCAAAUGAUUGCCAAGAUCGAAACACUUCAAGGGUUAGAAAAUUUAGAAGAAAUUCUGGAAGAAGCUGAUGCUAUAAUGUUCUCCAAGCACGACAUGGCUACAGAGAUGCCAGUAGAAAAUGUGUGCCUGGCGCAAAAAUACGUUCUUGGGCGUUGCAUACUGUUUCCAUAUAAUUACAAGCUGUCUGGAAUGGCAAUCAGUAAUUUGGAGACUAAUGUGUAA